Trypanosoma brucei brucei TREU927 is the source of this 1236-nucleotide messenger RNA. RefSeq lists its product as hypothetical. The record is from RefSeq and is a predicted model, not a curated record. Bases 1 to 1236 code for a protein of 411 amino acids. Gene Ontology annotation, biological process: negative regulation of phosphatase activity; negative regulation of transcription by RNA polymerase II. Gene Ontology annotation, molecular function: chromatin binding; phosphatase inhibitor activity; transcription corepressor activity. NCBI's taxonomy places the organism in Eukaryota, Euglenozoa, Kinetoplastea, Trypanosomatida, Trypanosomatidae. The transcript has a single exon.
AUGGACUCGGACGAAGGGGAGGUUCUUACGGGGGCCGAACUGUUUUACUAUCUCACGAAAAAGAAUCAGGAACAGUUAGAGCGAUGCAGGCGAAAAAUGGGUGAGUACAAACAACUUCAGGAUGUUCUGCAGUGCAUCACGGACCGGUGCCGAGUGCCUGUACUCGCCCCUGUAGCAUCUGGUGCGGCGUACUUUGAAGCCAUCAUCGACUAUACGAAUAACAUUCUUGUUUUACUGGGAGAUAAUUGGUUCACCGAGCGCAGCGCGAAGCAGGCGCGAGAAAUUGCCGAGAGGCGUUUGGAUUUUUUACGUGGGGAGGAAGCCGCGUUGAUAGCGGAGGAGGGCGCGCUGGCGCAGCGCCAGCAAUUAUUCCUGACAGAGAUACCCAGUGCAGAAAAGGCAAUGGCAGAGGUUGAAGCCACCAAACAAGCAGCCAUGGAAAACUACAGCAAGAAGCGCGUGCCGGUGGCAAGUGAAUCGUGCCAGGGGGCUGCCGCUAAUGCACCCAUGAAAUCUUUCCCAUUGGCACAAGUGGAUGAGCGCCCGAACUUCUCUGGAUUGGAUCCUGUGGAAGGCGGCACAAGGGCAGCACCGAUGGAGGUGGGACUGAAGGAAGAAGAUAUGGCAAUUUUUGAUGAACUUGAUGAACUUACAGAGGAAGAACUCUUGGAAAUCGAGCGGGAGCUGGGGGAUCGGAUUGAUGAUGAUGAAUUGGCGGAGCGCCUCAUGACGGAGAGACUAAUCGCAAAGAAGGAGAGGCGAGUUCGCGAGGAGAUGGAGCGCAAACGGGUAACGACAAUAACCCCAUCUGCGGCCACCGAGUCAGUUAAGGGGGAGGGGUUUGAGGUGUGCGGGCAACAGCUAAUUCCCCAUGACCCGUCGUUGGCAGUACCACCCGCGUUCAAAUAUACAUCUCCCGGAGAUAUUGGGUUUGCGGCUACACUGAUAGUUGACGAAAAGAAGUCUGGAGGUUCUAUGCCCUCUGUGGAGGCGAAUAUGAAAACUCCCAAGAGGCGCGUUAGGUUCAGCGAUGCUGUGGAUAUAGUACCGCCGGAUGAACAUGCUCCCGUCCUCAAACGGGAUGUCCCCUCGCAUGUUUUUGGGGACGUUGUGGAGCGCAAUGCAAGAGACCCUUUAAGUCCUGGUCCUGUCACAGGGAUCAUAUCGACAACUAAGAAGUCCAUCUUUCGCGCUGAGAUGGAGAAUGGUGCGAUGGGUGGUGUAGGCAGUUUAUGA